Messenger RNA from Adelges cooleyi (spruce gall adelgid), 2300 nucleotides. RefSeq lists its product as uncharacterized. The record is from RefSeq and is a predicted model, not a curated record. Gene Ontology annotation, molecular function: protein binding. NCBI's taxonomy places the organism in Eukaryota, Metazoa, Arthropoda, Insecta, Hemiptera, Adelgidae.
AUGAAUUCAUCAAAUAGUAGCUGUUUAGAUCCUUUGGACAGAUAUUCGGUUACUACAGAGGAAUUAUCGUCGAUACCGGAUUCCUGCGAUGGUCUUAAAGUUAACAAACGGCUCACGCUAAUCGAUACACUGGAAGCAUCGCACAUAAAAGAAUUGAAAAAAUACUUCUUCUUCGAUGACGAUUGCAGGAAAGGACACGCGCUAAACAAAAACGAUUUUGUCGCAGCCGUUUGUUCAAUAACCGGCAACGAAUUACUCGUCGUCGAAGCAGAGAAAUUUUUCGAAAAAGUAUGCGUCGAAGAUGAGAAAUCCAAAGGAGAUGUGUUGACGUGGAAACAAAUAUUAGACGAGAUUCGCCGCAGCACGUCGUUUCCUCGAGAUGCCAUCGAAGUCUUUUCCACGGACGAAAGCCACAUAUCGAUGCACUUGAUGUUGCAUUGUAGACACGAGCCCGUGGUCAAAGUGCUGAGCAUAGAAACGGAGGAGUUCUUUUGCUAUACGAUUUUUUCGCAAUUCGGUCAGGUGGGCAUCUACGACGGUCGGCUGAAAUUGCUCAGGGAAUAUGUGCUACAACUUUCGCAAUGUCCAGAAGAUUCGGCCAGGACUACCCGUCGACGUCGCAACACUUGGAUCAACGAUGCCGUUUACAUGUCCGAUGCCCAGUUCAUAGCCGUUGCAGCGUCUGAUGGAACUCUUCAUUUUAUCGACACCGUUUGCCUCGUGCACGUGCCCACGUUUUCCAUUAUGGGUUUAAAGAACACACCCACUUGUCUGGAAUACUGCCCCGGUAAUACAUCACUAUUGUUCAUCGGUGACGAUAAAGGAUGUAUCACUCACAUGGAGUUCAGGCAACCAAAGAGGUCGUUGUUCAAACGGGAUCCGACGAAUAAAGUGGACACGUAUUUGCUGAAAGAUUUGGAAUUCCAACAGGAGUGGGUAAAAAUCCACACGAGCGCUCAGCAGAUCCACCCAGACGGUAUAAUACACAUCACUUACUGUCAAUCGGACAACACCACUCUCAGUUGCUGCCAGAGCUCGAAGAAAUCGCUGGUCAUCAAACAAAUCCGUGACCGAUGGAAUCCUUAUAUAUUCAACAUAAGACGUGGAGUGCGGUGUUUCCAUUACAGCGAAAAGUCAAAAUUAUUGAUCACCGGAUGUUCUACAACGGUUUACGUUUGGAAUCCGGUAGUGACAAAAUUGUACUUGGCCAAAUUGAACGGACACAAGAAGGCGGUAGUAGACGUGAGAAUUCUGGAGCAUUCCAACGUAGCGAUCAGCAUAUCCAAAGACGAAAUAGUCAAAGUGUGGAGCAUGGGCAGUUACGAUUGUUUGCAAACGGUUCAGUUCGACUUUCCCGUUUACAACGUGCUGGGUAAAGCCGUGGAGUUUAGCGGUAAAAUUUUUUAUCCGGGGCCUGUCGUCAAACAACCGCCCGAAGAACAACAGGCCUCUCUGAAAUCCAUCGACGUCAGUAACAUAACCAACGUGUCUUCAAGCGACUACGUGCCCGUAGAAAACUGGGAUUCCGACACACUGCUGGUGGUGUGCUCUAACUAUGUAGCCACGCUAAAACAACAUUUCAAGGCAAUCCAGCGGCAUUCUCCUCUCCCACCUCCGCUGGAAGACAAAGAGCCGACUCUGCCCUCGGAAUGGAGUUUCAGCGACGCCGAUCGCAUUGAAAUCGACGAGGUGAACGAAGUGCGUUUAGAGUGUCCCCGGGUCGAGAACGACUCGAUCAGAGAGGCUCUAAUAGGUUCAAGACCUUUGUUGGACCACGCGGCUUUCGACUUGGACACGUAUAAAAGGGUUAUUGAUUCCGGGACCAAGACAAACGUGGAAAACAUGGUUAAAAACGGUACGCCUCAUUUGGCCAUGCACUUGUGUCCGGUAAACAAGUUGGAAUUGUCCGAGGGAUUUCGGCUAGGCGAGGUAAUUAAGAUUCAAUUUCCUUUUUUGGACCGGAUAGGCGACUUACUCAACGAUGGCGUUGUAUACGACGAUAAGGUCACAUGCCCGAUGGAGGAUUCAAAAACCGUUAGGAGGAUCGACGUGGAUGAACUUAUGGACGUAAUCAACAGGUUAGAACUAGACGACGAUGACGAUUUUGAAAAAAAUAUACACCAUUUAUUUUGAAUAUAUUAUGUAGCAAGUACAAGUAUUGAAGUACACACAUUGUUUGCUCUGUCAGCGUUCAUCCGUAAAACGGUCCGCCCCAAGGUCCGUCCCACGGUGCGCCUCCAGGUCCCCACGGUCCUUAAAAAAAAAAAAUAAAUUGAAGUGAGUUAAAAAGGUAGUUUUGA